ACCCCUCGCCACGGUGCACACUCACGGCGUUAUGCUGCCACUGGCUAGAUCCUGGGUGGACUACCCCCCUAGCAUGCAGCCUGUUCCAGGCUGUCUAGACGCUCUAGGAAUGAUUCCACCUCCUGAGAAUGUCAGAAUGAAUUCAGUUAAUUUCAAGAACAUUCUACAGUGGGAGGUACCUGCUUUCCCCAAAGAGAACCUGACUUUCACAGCUCAAUAUGAAAGUUACCGGUGCUUCCAAGACCGCUGCAAGAACACGGCCUCCACCCACUGCGACUUCUCGGUUCUUUCUAAAUAUGGAGACCACACCGUGAGGGUCAGGACUGAGCUUGCAGAUGAACAUUCGGAGUGGGUAAACGUCACCUUCUGUCCCAUGGAAGACACCAUUAUCGGACCUCCUGAGAUGCAGACAGAAUCCCUUGCUGAUUCGAUACACAUGCGUUUCUCAGCCCCACAAAUUGAGAAUGAGCCUGAGACAUGGACCAUGAAGAACAUUUAUAACUCAUGGGCUUACAGAGUACAAUACUGGAAAAACGGGACUAAGGAGAAGUUUCAAGUCACAUCUCAGUAUGACUCUGAGGUCCUCAGAGACCUGGAGCCAUGGACAACUUACUGCAUUCAAGUUCAAGGGUUUCUUCUCGACCAGAACAGAACGGGAGAGUGGAGCAAACCCGUCUGUGAAUGGACAACCAGUGAUGCAGAAACAACCCCUCCCUGGAUCGUGGCCAUCAUCCUUAUAGCCUCCGUCUUGAUAGUCUUUCUCUUCCUACUGGGCUGCUUCAGCUUGCUGUGGUUCAUUUACAAGAAGACCAAGUACACCUUCCAUUCUGGGACGUCUCUUCCACAGCACCUCAAGGAGUUUCUGAGUCACCCCCAUCACAGCACUUUUCUGCUGUUCUCCUUCCCUCCCCCUGACGAAACCGAAGUGUUCGACAAACUGAGCAUCAUCACGGAAGAGUCUAAAAGCAGCAAGCAGAAUCCUGAAGACAGCCGUGCCUCGGAACCCCUGUCUGAGGCAGGACCUCAGGAGCUGGAGUCCAAGGAUGAAAUCCCCUCACCUCCACAGGAUGACCCUCCACUGCUCACAUCUACCUCAGAAGUGUGACCAGAGGAUCACUUGAGAAAACUCCAAAUCUGGAACUUUCUGAUGCUGGAAAACCAAACCAAAGAACCAGAUUUUAACGACUCAAAUAACACAUUCUGCAUUUGGGAAUUUGCUGCUUUAUAAAGACUAAUAAUUUAAGGGCUGAAGGCACAGCUCAGUGUAUAGAGCCCUUGCUUAUAUACAUGAAGUCCUGGCUUCAAUCCCCAACACCUUAUAAACAGGGAUGGGGGGCUGCCUAUAAGUCUGACACUUAGGAGGUAGAGACAGGAAGAUCAAGAACAUCUUGAACUAUACAGGAAGUUGAAAGCCAAGCUGGACUAGAGACCCUGUGUAAGAGAGAGCUAUGUUAAUAAUAAUUUUUUAUGACCACUGAAUGUAAUUUGAGCCCUUUGUGCUCACUAAACAAGGACCACAUUUAAAUAGUGACAAACAAAAAUAUUUCAAAUGGGGGGGGGAGUGGAAACACUAUAAAAUUGUACGAAUGCCAGUAGACCACCCUCAUCUCAAAAGCAACCGGCCCCGUGCUGGACUGACAUGGAUGUUUUGAAUUCCCAAAGAGCAAAGAGAUUUCCUCCCUUACCUGUGUGUUUUGUAUAAUAUUAGUGUUCUGUAAAUAUUCUUUAUUUGUAUUUCUGUGUCAGCCAGCUUCCCGCUGUUGUAACAAAAUUCCUGACAUAAACAAUUUGAAAGGAAGAAA
Molecule: messenger RNA, 1802 nt
Organism: Rattus rattus (black rat)
Lineage: Eukaryota; Metazoa; Chordata; Mammalia; Rodentia; Muridae
Gene: Il10rb
Product: interleukin 10 receptor subunit beta
Exons: 7
Coding region: 32-1105 (357 amino acids)
Biological process (GO): blood coagulation
Cellular component (GO): membrane
Molecular function (GO): interleukin-10 receptor activity; protein binding
Source: RefSeq, a predicted model, not a curated record